CAAAGGACCCGAGAACACGCCCACUCCGUGCCCAGAUGUACGGUGGCGGAUGAUAAGAGGCGUCCCAAGAGCUGGCCACACGUGAGCCCCCUUUUGCGCAAGUUACUUCUCUGGCCAGCCAAACAUCAUACGUUUCGCAGUCCGCGUCCGGUUUCCGCGUGGUCAUGCCGCGCGCCGCCUUGAUAGGCUUCGCGCUCUCGGCACUCGCUGCCGGCCCCGCGUCCGCCGCCCGACCUUCUGCGCUCAGCGACGUCGCCCUCGAGUUGGACGAGUCCGAGGCGGCCUCUGAGGGCGUGGGGGCGGAUAGCGAGGACGCUGGGCAGAAGGUGGCGCUCGGAGUUUUUGGGCGCGGGCAGGUGGUCAAGCAGCGAGAGGCGGAGGACCAGCGUGGCCCAUGCGUGGACGGCGUGUGCCACACGUGCGCGGAGGUGGAGAGAAUGGACCCGGAGGCGUUCGAGAAGGAUGAGGCACUUUUGGAGACCAAUGGCUCUUCAAACGCAGAGAUCGCUGGGCAGGCUAAUGCGAGCAGGACAGGUGAGAUCGGCAAGUUGGACAAGUUCAAGGCUUGGUGCUGCGACAAUACAAGGUCCUCCGAAUGGACGGAUUCAUUUUGGGUAUUCCGCGUCACGGAGAAUGCGUUUGAUGCGAGCUACAGAUUGAAAAAUGCAAACGCAGUGAAUUACGCUGGCUUGUUCAAGUUCAUUAAUGGUGGCGGGGCCAUAAGGCCUGGCGGCGGAUGGGACGCGGCAGCGUUCCAGAUCCAAGUCAACCGCAAGCUUACCUCCGACUACUACCAUUGCAACGGAGGCAGGACCGAGUUCAGGUUCGUUGGUAAUCACUGGACAGACAUUCGGGCUCUCCGCUCGACAUACAACCGAGUUGGGAUUGAGCAACCGGCCGCCUCAAUUCAGACAUCGAGAUGCGGCAGGGCGUCUCCGUGCUACAAGGAUUAUUGCGUGUCAGAGGCCGAAGCGGAAGAUAGAAUUCAACGUUGUCUUCAGGGGCAUGUGGAUCAAAACACAAAUGCGCAGUCGUGUUUCUACGCCUUCACGCCAGAGGGCGAGGGCGUUUCGUACACAAUCAAGACCAUCCGCGUAAGGCAGGUGAGGGACUUGCAGAGUGACUUUGAGGCCUCGGUGGAGGAUUGGCUGGCUUGAGCCAUUCGCCCUUGAAACCGACAGGCAACUAUUCGCAUCCGUUUCCAAGGUCGCUUUGCCAAUCCGAUCUGAGGCGUGGCAGUCAAAUUUCCAUACGAAUUAUGGUGCUUCAUAUUGAGCGAGGCUCCUCGCCCUCUUGUUCGCGUAUCCAAUCGUUUGCGCGCAGGCACACGUUGUGGAUGGAAGGAAA
Messenger RNA from Prorocentrum cordatum, 1347 nucleotides. Lineage: Eukaryota; Dinophyceae; Prorocentrales; Prorocentraceae. The record is from the annotation of a GenBank genome assembly.